GCUGCCUUUUUGCUUAAGAUGACAUCCCACAAGCACAGCUUUCAGUGUUUUGAUGCCGUUGUGGAAAAGCCAUCUUUAACUGCUGGGCAUAAAUCCACUGCAUCAUCCCACAGCAGCACCUGUACCUCAACACACUUGGAGCAACUGGAGAAUCGUAGAUGUUCCCUGUGUUCAGAAUCCCAGCAAGGCAAGCCGGUGACUUCGGAAGUCUCAGGGAAUCAGCCUGCUUCAUGGUACCAACCCCAAAGCCCAAGCCACCAGCAUACACCCAGAAGGCCCAUGCAACCGGAGGGAGAUCCGGUAUAUGGAGUCGCACAUCAUCAUCGUAACCACCACCACCAGCACCACACGCACAGGCACCGCAAGAGGAUUGUACUUGUGAAGAAUAGUAACCUGUCCAUCCAAAAAACCAUUCUGUUGCACCGCAAACCCGUGCACAGCCUCUGUGUCUUUAUGGAUGAUGUGUCUGAACUCAUGCAGUGUCACAUCAGAAAGCUGUACACUCUGGAUGGUCACAGGGUCGACAGCGUUCAGAGUCUCUUACAGGGUCCCAGUGUCUUGGUUUGUGUGGGCCGUGAACCGUUCCACCCACUUUUGUUGGACAGCUUCCAGAAAAAUUCCGAGGUUAAACUUCCAAAACUGAUCUUGAAGCCACAGUCCAGUACCUGCAACGAGGAUCAAGGGUACAAGAAAAAUGUCAACUUUGGACUGAAAUCCAAGAAGAACAUUCCACCGCGUUCUUUUCCUAAACCCAGAGACAGUAUGAUGGAUGAUGACAUUGAGAAGCGAGUGCUUGUCAAUAAAGAUGGUAGCUUGUCAAUGGAGAUGAAAGUGCGGUUUCGACUGCUAAAUGACGAGACUUUGCACUGCUCUACUGAGAUUAAGAAAUCCUCAUGCACUUUUAAUGUGUCCUUUCCGGGACAAGACAAUGUGGACUAUCCUCACUGUGGCCACAGUGAAAGCUGCUCAGAGGCAGAGUCCCUGUCUGCUAGUGAAGCCGAGGACGUUUACAUUUCCAAACUUUGCCAGAAGCAUUUACAGGAGCCACACUGUCAACACUGCUGCACUUACUGUCAGGAGUAUGACAUUUGGAAAAAUCCAGCCCUUAGUGAGCAGGAAACAUUGAGACACAUUGGAUCCACUAGCUUGAAUGCGUCAUCACAUAAAAUAAAAUGCAAAAAAGAAUCUUUCGAUAGUGUGCACACCAUGUCGUGUGAGGAAUACACUGAGCAGGUAGUUGAAAAGGCAACCUGCAUUCAGCACACUGUGGGGGAGAGGGACAAUGGGGACGACACAGUGCAAUACUGUACCAUUAGUCGCUGCUCUAGUCAGAGUGAAGUGCGUUCAGUUUCUUCAAAGGCAAAGAAAGCAGGAUGUACUGAUGAGAAGGAAAGACCUGUUUCCUCUAAAAAUUUACAGCAAGAUGAGAUGAGUGUACAGAUUACCCAGGUUUCAAUAGAAGAUGAAAGGCCUUUAUCUGUUGAAACCAAUUCCUCAGAUAUCCUAGCAUCCCUUAAAGAGGACGAAGAUAAGGAGGAAAAUGAUCUCUCUCCAAGUAAUUCCAGAGCAUCUCAAAAUAAUAAAGAGAAUGACGAACAAACCCAAAAUGCUGUAGAGAGACCAUGUUCGUUCACACCCUGUAAGCCACCUGAAUCUCGAAAUCACUCACUGUCAACAAGGUCAUCAAGCAUAGGGUCAGGUUGUUCAGUGAAAUCUAAGACGUCCAGAAAGGCUGUAGUCACAAAUACACAAGAAAAUGUGGACCAAGAUGAAAACAAUACACCUUCAUCAACACCUUGUAAAUGGCAAAAUAAACAAUUGACAGAUGUGGCUAUAGAAAACGGAACAUCAGCAGAGAAACUGGAGGCAAUCGAUCAAUCAGAAGAUGUCUUCGAUGAAAAUGAAGUCCUUGAAACUGACAUGAGAGCUCUAAAAUCAGAAUCUGAUCUGUCAAAAACAUGUGAUGGCAUUUCAGAUGAUACUGUAGAUCAAAGAAAUAAAAAGGGAAGAUCAAGUGUCAGGUCAACACCUUCAAAUUCACACACAGACUUAACUACAUCCAAUACGCAUGCUGCAGAUGAACAGGAAUCUGUGAAUGUGAAAGAUGCAUCAGAAGAAGAGAAUAUUGAAGUGACGUCACAUGCCAUGUCUGUGGACUCAGAUACAUCGGAGUCUCCAAUACCAAAAAACAAAACUGAAGAAAGAGGUGAUGACGCUCAAGGAGAGAACGUAGCAGGUGUUAUGACACCUAAAUCAAAUGUUUCUGCAAGAUCAAAUCGGUCCAGAUUGUCAAAGGUGGAAAGUAAAGAAAGAAAGAACGCUAAACUACAAAAAGAAGAAAGAGCUCAAAGUGUACUAUCUGUCCAUUCCAGUGCAUCUACAAUCUCAAAACAGUCAGCGAUUUCAGAACUACUAGCUAAUGGGACUGAGGACCAGACAGAGGAGGUACUGCCUCGUGCAUUGUCUAGUGUAUCAAGAUCAUCACAAAUAUCAGAUCUGGAGACCUCUGAGUUGAGAGAAGUGGAAGACCAGGUAGAAGACAGAUCUCCUAGCAUCAUGUCUGUCAAAUCUAGUAUUUCAGAAGCCAGUCCUGUAAAACUGGUGAAAGUACCGUCAGUUGAAAGUAUAAGUGCUUUGUCAACCAAGACUAACAUAUCAGUCCGAUCAAUGACAUCAAAAAUAUCAGAAGGAACAUCAGACAUUGAUAGCAGACUGUUAAUGGAGCGAGUACCAAGUGCCAUGUCUGUUAAAUCUGAUAUUUCGGUAAGAUCUAAAACGUCAAAUAUUUUGGAUAUCAGCCCCUAUGAUAGUGAGGUAGUAGAAGAUGUAAAAGAGUACCGGGCUCCAAGUGCAAAAUCCAAUAAGUCCAAUACCUCUUCGAGGUCAAAUACACCAAUGUUUUUAACAGCGGCCCCUAAAGCAGCGGAUAUUUUAGAGGAGGAAAGAUUAAAAAGUCCCUCAAGUGUUAAGUCUUCUAAAUCCUCUAUAUCUUUAAGAUCCAAAAAAUCCAAACUGAGAGAUGAAAAAGAUGAUAAUACAGCUGAAAAGACAGAGCAAAUGCAAGACAAAGACAUAACAAGUGUUACACCUUCUAAACCCAGGGAUUCAGAAACAUCUGAGGCUAUGAUGGAAAAGUCCAGUGAUUUUGAAGACAACUUAGAAGAGCGUGCUCCGAGCACAGUGUCCACAAAAUCAAAUACCCCUAGAAAAUCAAAGAUGUCAGAAAUGUUGGAAACGGGUAUGGGGGGGGAAGAGGAAAGGCCUUUAAGUGCAACAUCUUCAAAAUCUAGUGCUUCCAAAAAAUCCAAAAAAUGCAAGAUUUCAGAAGCAGCACAGGAAUGUGACCAUCUAGAAGAGAGACCUUCAAGCAUUGUAUCUAGUACAUCAGUGAAAUCUAAAAAGUCAGCACUUUCUGAUGCCCCAUGUGAAAAUGAGAAAGAAGAAAUAAAACAAACUGGUAGAAGGUCACAAAAUGCAUUGUCAGUAAGAUCUCACAGAUCUAGAAAGUCAACAGCAUCAGAGGUUUCUAGACAAGGAAUUGGUGAUGCAGACAACAGAGAAAGAACACCAAGUGCCAUGUCUUGUAAAUCCAAUCUCUCAGAUAGAUCUAACCUUGCAGCUGAUGGGGUAGAUAAUACAGGAUCAGCAGAAGAUUUACUAACAGAAACUGAAAGUGCAUAUGAAGAAACAAAAGAUGACAGAGCUGCAAGUGCUCUGUCCUCUAAAUCUUUUCUAUCCAACAAGUCCAAAGAUCUAUCCCAGGAGAGAGCCCCAACCUCUAUGUCAGCAAAAUCUAAUAUUUCUACAAAAUCUACACACUCAAAGAAGGAUAAAAGUGCUUCCAUUUUAUCUUCUGCCAACUCAAAUACGUCCGCAGUCGACUCAAUUCCAAAGUCUGAAGCUUUAGCAGUUGUAUCUUCUUUAGAAGGGGAGCAUCAGAGUACAGAGAGAACUCUCAGUGCAAUGUCUGGAAGCUCAAAAACAUCUAAAAAAUCUAAGAAAAACAGAGCUUCUGAUGGUUUUAAAGAACCCAAACAUGCAAAUGAAGAAGAAUUGGUAGAAAGAUCUCCUAGUGCAGUCUCUGCAAAAUCAAACACCUCAGUCAGGUCAAAGGGGUCAGAUACACAAUUAAUGGAGAAAAUAUGUCUUAGCACCAUUUCUCCCAAAUCUAGUGCUUCUGCCAAAAAUGAAAAAUCAAACUGUUCCAUCAUAUCAAAUAAGUCUCCAAAUGUUGAUGCUGGGACCUGGGAUAUAAAGAUAGAGGAAAGGGCACCAAGUGACAUGUCUUCCAAAACCAGUGUAUCAUCUAGAUCUGUCAAAUCUAAUGUUUCUGCUAUGGUUGGUGGACAGACUGACACUGAAAGUUUGAAUGAAAGAUCUGAAAGUGCUGUGCCUGGUUUAAAGAUAUCAAUGACUGAAAUCUCAAAUAAUGCUGACAAUGAAGAGAGGGCUUCCAGUGCUUUGUCUAAAAAAUCGAAUAGCAGUUCAGUUCACCACACAUCUGAAAGAGUUUUAACUCCAGCAAGCGCUUCAGUAUCCAUUGGGAUUGUAGAGGAAUAUGAUGUUGAUAACUCUGAGGAUGACAGUGUGUCUUUAGCCUCAGAAAAUUCUACUUCACAAUUAAACUCAAAAAUGGAUGUGCGUGGCAAAGAAUCAUCAAAAACAACUGAAAGUGAAUAUCAGCAGCGCAUGCAAACUCCAGAUGACAGAGCUAAAAGUUCACUGACAGAAGGGACAACUGUCUCAAACAAAUCCAAAAAAUCUGAAUGUACUCCCAACAACUCUUCCCAGCCAAUAACAGACAAUGAGGUGGCAAACAAUACAUCUGCUAAAAAGAACUCAAAGAAUACUUCCAAUCGCAGUUUGAGCAGCAGGUCUGCUCGUACAGAUACUGGAUCAUCUAAAACUAAAGAUACAAAUCCUCCAGAAGUGACUGACAGAGCAAAUAGUAACAUGUCCGAUACACUCGUGCAUUUGGAAGUAAAUGGACACUAUAGUAAUGCUAAUGCUAAAUGUAAAAGUGUCUGUGAACGGUCAAAAAGCAAUCUGUCAAGUGACAGACACUCUAAAAAAGAGGUAGGGAUCUCCAGGCCGCAUUCAGCAGACGUGCCUAUUAGCGCAGUUUUGAGACAGAAAUCCAAAGAACCUGAUUUUUCCCUUGGAGUCUCUAAUCAUAGAUCAUCUUCCUCAAAUGAAAAUGGCAAUAAAUCGAAUACAAACAGAGAUUUAAAUAUAUGUAGUAGAACCUGUAAUGGGUCCCUUGUUACUACAGAUUGUAGUAGAAACAUCAAUGAUAACAAGUGUGACAAAAACAGUACCUCGAGUUGCAGACACAGCAGCAGCUCUUUGGCACAGGAGGGAGAUAAUAAUAAUGCCUCUGAGUUAGUCCCAUCUAUCCUACCAAGCUCUUCUCCUACUGAAGUAGUGAGUGAAUGGUUAAAGAAAAUUCCACUAGAAAGUGCUUUAUAUGAUGAUGGGGAUGAAUUCCACAAAAACUAUGAAGAAGAAGAACUAUUGAAGAUGUCAGGAAAAGUGACGACAUGUGAAAGAGUGAAUGGAAGUGAGGGAGAAGCUGAUGCAGCUGUGAUCAAGCCAGAAAAUGAGCAACUGCGAGUUGAAGAAAUUGAGAAUAAUGAAAGCAAAGAAGGUGAUAUGAAGGAAACUACCACAGACCUUGCAAAUGCAGAAAACAUUCAACCCUACACUUGUCCUGAUAUCCCUUCUUCCGUCCAGCUUAUGCGAAUUUUACUUAGUCCCAAACUUGAAAGAUGUAACAGUUUACCAGAGGUAUCUCCUGUUUAUGGAAGAAAACUUAGCAUGUCAGCAAGAGGAUUUUUAGACAGUCUGGUAAACCUUCAGUUGUUGGAUUUUGAUCCCAAUGAUGUAAAUGGCAAGGCUGAGAAGUACAACGAUCUCAUGAACAUGCUUCAAUCCCUUUGGCUUUGUGACACUCUUGACAGCGUGACCAUCCCACAGAAAAACAAAUUUAACAAUCAACUGUCUAAUGAUGAAGAAUUCAAUGUCAAGUCAUCCUCAGGGGUUGAUAUUAACAGCAGCUCCCAAGGCUCUGGAAAGAGCAGUGUCAUUGAGAGCACAAAUCUAGAAAGACAAGGCAUUGAGAUACUGACAAAUGUACAAGAAAUUGAUACAACAGAGAAGGCAAUAGAAACAAACUCUGACUCAGCUACCCCUGAUAUUGCAAGUCGGGUCCGGUGGACACCAGAGAACGACGUAGAAGAAAAUAUGCAAGAGAGCAACAUUCUUUCAGCUGUCCAAGAUUUUACAAUAAAACAUGAUUAUAGUCAAAGAGAACCAUCUGAGACAGCAUCCAUAUCAAACAAGAGCUCUGGAAAUGACAGUAAUGUUAAUCAAAAGCUAACUGACCAUGAGGAAGACACAUGUUUAGAAUCCCCAUCAUCAGAGCAAAUGGCUCAGUUAACAGAAAAGGUUUCUCAAGAUCCUGAUCCUGUCUGGGUUCUGAAUCUGUUAAACAACAUAGAAAAGCAGUUUAUGACACACUAUGUCAAUGCAAUGACAGAAUUUAAGGUACGCUGGAAUUCAAAUAACAACGAUCAGCUUGAUGUCAUGAUAUGUGAAUUAAGGGAUGAAGUUCAUAAAAGAAUACAAGCCAGCAUAAAUAAUGAGCUCAGAAAAAUCCAAGGUCAUGUAGGAAGACCCAGGCCACCAAAAGAAAGCAUGUCACGUGAAUCAAGUAUUUUAAGGCGCAGGCGUCUAAAUCUCAACCAGUCCAUAGAUCCAGCAGCAAACACUGACAACACAGAAAUACUGAUGAAUGAAUUUAGUGAUCAACAAAAUGAUGAUGAAUACUGCCCAUGUGACACUUGCAUGAAAAAGAAAAUGAUAUCAAGACCUGUAUUUGCAACAGAGGUCCCCAAUUCUGCUCCACUGAUGACAGACAUUGAGUUGAGAAAAAUCCUUCAUUUAAAAAGAAAUAGCACAGAAAGUAAGGGAAUUGAAAAUAAGGAACAACACAUAGAGGAUGGAAAUGUGUCUGAAGAUGUUUUGCUUCAGAAUGUCAUGAAGGAGAACAUGCAGGCCAAGUCUAUAGAAGAAAAACAAAAUGAAUCUGAUACAUCAAAUGACAAAGGUUUGGAAAAUGAAUAUCCACAGGCUGUUGUGGGAAGCAAGCCUCAGGAGAUAGGGAAGGGAGGUUCUUCUAGUUCUCUCGAGGAGGACGAUUCUGAUGCACAACCAAAUGAAUCGGAACAACCGCAGGGCAAUAAUACCUCUAGGGCUCUUGAGCAAGAAAGUCCUGUAGCUGGUGGUAAGUGUUUGAAGACAGCCAGUGCAGAUUCAACUGCAGAAGAAGAAAAUGCUCAAAGUGGACCAGAAAUACCUGAUGAUGCGAUGCACGAGGAUGUGAAAACUGAAACUACAUGGACGAACAUGCCAGAGGAAUCUGAUAUAGCAGAAGCAAAGAAAAGUGAAAGCACAGAUAAUGAAGGAAGAGAUGCUACCGAGUCAGCUGAGGAAGACAUGAAGAAAAUAAGCAAAGAGAGUGGAGAAUAUGACUUUCUUGAUGAGGGAAAGAUCUGUGAACCUGCUGAAGAUGGAGAUGUAACUGAGCAUGAUUCUGCUGACGGGGCUAAUCCAAUGAAUGAUGAAGCAGAAAAAGAAGAAGAAAGAGAUAAUGAUGAAUUACAUGCUAAAGGAAAGACAACCAAAGCUGAAACAACAGCAUAUGAAGAACCAGCUGGUAGUGAACCAAGUGAAUAUAGAGACAAAUUUUAUGAUGAUACAUCAGAUAGAAGAGAGAUGAUAAAAGUCAAGACUGUGGAAGGUGGAGAAACAAAUAACAAUGUAACAGCUGAAGAUGAAGAGACUGCUGGAGUCAAAGUGGCAGACAUUGGAGAGACGAGUGAAGCUGAAGCUAUAGAAGAUGAUUGUGAAAGUACAGAAGAUGCAGAAACAAACCAGGCUCAAAUAGCAGAGGAUACACCAGAUGAAGAAACAGCAGAAUAUGGAGAAACACCUAAAGCUGAAAUUGCUGUGGAUGGAGAGAUAUCUGAUGAUGGAAUUGUUGAUGAAGUAGGAGCCGAUGAUGCAGGUAAAUUUGAAAUAGUAGAAGAUAGAGAUGUUGAUGAAAUAUCAGAAAUUGAAGAAACACCUUGUAAUGAAACAGUAGAUAGUGGAACUAAAGCCAUGACCACAGAAUAUGAAGAAACACAUGAUGAUGGAACAUCAGACAAUGGAGAGGCUUCUGGAGCUGUGGUGGCAGAAAAUGAAGAGACAGCUGAAGCAGCAGAAGAAAAUGAAAAUGAUGAUGAUAAUGAUGAUGAUGAUGAUGGUGAUGAUGAAAGAGCAGAAGAGCCAGAGAAGCCAGAAGAAAUAGCUGCUAAUGAAGACAGUGAUGCACAUCAAACUAAAAAUUUUAAUCAGUUUGUUGGGGAUGAAACUGCAGAAGAUACAGAAAUGGAUACAACUCAAAGUGAAAAUGAUGGUGAAACAGCAGAUGAUGAAGCAGUCAGUGGAGAGAUAGCUGAUGAUGGAACAGCAGAAGAUGAAGAGGCACCAAAUGGCAAUACAGCUGAUGAUGGAACCAGAGAAGAUGGAGAAACACCAAAUGACAAAACAGCUGAUGAUGGAACCAGAGAAGAUGGAGAAACACCAAAUGACAAUGCAGAUGAUGAUGGAACCAGAGAAGAUGGAGAAACACCAAAUGACAAUGCAGCUGGUGAUGGAACAGCAGAAGACAGAGAGACACCAAAUGACAACAAAUCUGAUGACGAAACAACAGAAAAUGAAGAGACACCAAAUGACAACACAGAUGAUGAUGGAACAACAGAAGAUGGAGAAACACAAAAUGACAAUGCAGCUGGUGACGGAACAGCGGAAGACAGAGAGACACCAAAUGACAACAAAUCUGAUGACGAAACAACAGAAAAUGAAGAGGCACCAAAUGACAACACAGUUGUUGAUGGAACAGCAGAAGAUGAAGAGACACCAAAUGACAACACAGAUGAUGAUGGAACAACAGGAGAUGGAGAAACACCAAAUGACAAUGCAGCUGAUAGUGGAACAGCAGAAGAUGAAGAGACAUCAAAUGACAACACAGAUGAUGAUGGAACAACAGAAGAUGGAGAAACACAAAAUGACAAUGCAGCUGAUAGUGGAACAGCAGAAGACAGAGAAACACCAAAUGACAACAGAGCUGAUGAUGAAACAACUGAAGGUGAAGAGAAACCAAAUGACAAUGCAGUUGAUGAUGGAAGAGCAGAAGAUGGAGAGACACCAAAUGACAACACAGCAAUUGUUGGAGCAACAGAAGAGUCUGACAUGGAAGAGGUUGAUGAGACAACAGGAGCUGAAACAGCAGAGGAUGGAGAACAAGAAGAUAAUAGAAGAGGAAAUGGGCAGAUAGGUGAUGAUGAAAUAAUUGAUGAUGAAGCAACCACUGGAACUGAAAAUGAAGAGAAUGAAGAGACAGCUGAGGCUAAAACAAGAGAAGAUGGAGAAAUCGCUGAUAAUGGGACAACAGAAGACAAAGAUACAGCUGAUGAGAGAGAAACAGAUGAUGAAGAGCUUUCGGAACAUGAAAUAGCACAGAAUGGGAAAAUUGCUAAAGAAACAAUAGAAGAUUGGGACCAAUCAGAUGACAGUGAAAGUUUAGAAUAUGGAGAAACAGCUGGAAAAGUAAAUGGAGAAACACAUGACAUGAACAUCAAUACACACAAUAAGAAAACAAAAGCAAACUCAGAGAUGUUGAGUAUAAAUGUAAACACUCCUUCGGUAAACACCGGAGAGUCUGAUGAAGGAGGAGAUGAGGCUGAGGAUGAGACUGAACCUAUUGUUGAAACAGAUGGAAUAGCUUAUGGGAUGAAAAUUCCAGCUACGCAGCCUACAAAAUGGUCACCGCAUACAGCUGACAUAAAGAUGAAUUCCACUGUGAAAGUGUACCCAAGUUCUGAGGACGGAGCAGAGGCUGAUGGUGAAGAUUCAGAUACUGAAGUACAUAACUUAGAUGGCUGUGUGGAAAAUGAGGAAGAAGAUUAAGAUUCUGUCACUGGAUAACAAUAAACAGGAAGUGAAUGGGAAAUAAUUAACACAUUUGUGUGAAAGAGGAAGUUGUAAUGUAGAUCAGGAGAGCUAGAAAGGUGAAAGACAGAUUACUUGAUUAACAAGUUUCAUUGUUCAUUUCUCUGGCAGUUUUAAUGGAGUAGGUUCUUUCUGAUUAAAUGAGAAGCCGGAAAAAAUGUUGGUGGAAAAGCUGGAUAUAUCCCACUGCAAAGCUCAGAUAAAGAGAACCAAUACGCACAAAAGGUGAAAGUAUCUGUGGAGAUAUUGAACAAUAUUGAGGGAAAAAAAAAGUUAUUCUAUAUCAUGCACUUUAUUGUCUAUUAUUUGCACAGUGUAUUUGAUGUCACUUUAAAAGGGAACUGAAAUACAGAUAAAUGAACGGGAACAUUACAAGAUACCAUGCAUAUGAAAUUUUAGAAUUGAGUUGCAUUAACUUCUUCUUUACAUUUAUAAUAUUUUGCAAUAGGAAAUACAUAACAAUCCCUAUGGGGAAAUAAUUAACUAUGCACUCUAUACUUUGUGUCAUAUGUGUGAAUGUUAGAGGGUGAACACAGCAUAGCAUAGUGUGAAUUUCAACAAAUAUUUACACUAUAUAUCUACGGUUACUGUCCACUUUCUUAUAUGAUACAGAUUUCUAAUCAGUCAAUCAUGUGGCAGCUGCACAAUGCAAAAAGAAGUAAAUAAGUAAAAAUAUAGAAACAGGUCAAGAGUUUCAGUUACAUCAAAAAGUAGAAUGAAGAACAAGUGUGAUCUCUGUGAUUUUAACUGUGAUGUGGAUGUUAGUGCUAGAUGGGUUGGUUUGAGGUUGCUGAUCUUCUGGGAAGUGAUUUUUGGGGUGAAGAGUGGAACCUGAUGUAGUCUUCUGUUAAACUUUCCACCUCAAGGUUGGAAGUUUUGUGCAUGCUGAUGUGCUUUACUGUUCACCACUGAUGUAAAGAGUAAAUUUUUUGUGUAACUGCAUCCUUCCUGGUGGUUCGAACCAAUGUGGUCAUUGUCCUCUGUCGUUUCUUAUCAUUAUGGUGUUUCCACUCACAGAUCUGUCGCUCACUCAGUGUUUUUUGCACCAUUCUGUCUACAGUUUAGAGAUUGUUGUGUGUAAAAAAAAAUCCCUGUAGAUCAGCAGGUUCUGAAAUACUCAAAUUAACCCUAAUCUGGCAUCAACAACUAUGCCAGCAACCAUCAAAGUUACAGAGAUAGCACUUUUUCCCAUGCUGAUUUUUGAUGUGGAAAUUAACUGAAGCACUUGACCUGUAUCUGCUUGAAUUUGUGCAAUGUUCUUAUGCUACAUGAUUGUCUGUUUGGAUAACUGCAUAACUGAGCAGAUAUACUAUUAAAGUGGACAGUAUAUGCAUGAUAAAUUGUGAAAUUAUAUGCAGUGUACACUGGUGAAAAUAUCUGCUUUAGAUGUAACAUUAUCAAAGAGAAUUGAAA
Molecule: messenger RNA, 11469 nt
Organism: Hemibagrus wyckioides
Lineage: Eukaryota; Metazoa; Chordata; Actinopteri; Siluriformes; Bagridae
Gene: rp1l1b
Product: rp1 like 1b
Exons: 3
Coding region: 19-10014 (3331 amino acids)
Biological process (GO): axoneme assembly; retina development in camera-type eye; photoreceptor cell development
Cellular component (GO): axoneme
Source: RefSeq, a predicted model, not a curated record